Messenger RNA from Vicia villosa (hairy vetch), 910 nucleotides. RefSeq names its product 1-aminocyclopropane-1-carboxylate oxidase homolog 1-like. The record is from RefSeq and is a predicted model, not a curated record. Lineage: Eukaryota; Viridiplantae; Streptophyta; Magnoliopsida; Fabales; Fabaceae. The transcript has a single exon. The coding region runs from base 294 to 899 and encodes 201 amino acids.
AUUUACUACAGAAAAAAUGCAGGGAAUUCUUAAUCCUUUGUUGCCAAGGCGUAACAGUCGCAAAUUUCCAAAAGAUAACGUGUUAUAGUAGGAAGCCUUGCAUGAAUCUAAACGAUACACACCACUCUCACUUGAAAUAUCAAAAUCAGUCCAUGUUGCAUUGUUGAGUUUGAGUAUAGAACUUUUGCUACUCAACUAUACUCAACUGUUUAUUUAUUUCUUCAACUCUAAAACCACUUCACACACACAUUCCCUUUAUUCAUUCCUUAAUUAUUUCCAUUCAAUUCCCAACAAUGUCAUCACCGAUCGCCACCACCCUCUCAUCACCACCCUACGACCGCCUCAAAGCUGUCAAAGAAUUCGACGAAACCAAAGCCGGAGUAAAAGGUCUCAACGACUCCAAUAUUAAAACCAUUCCAUCUUUCUUCAUUCAUCCGCCCAAAAUCCUAUAUGACAUUGCUCCACAAUCCGGGCCUGAACCAGAAAUUCCAACCAUCGACCUCUCUGCUAUACACGACUCCCGCGCCUCUGUCGUGAAUCAGAUUCGUUCCGCUGCAAGUACGGUCGGAUUUUUUCAGGUGAUCAACCAUGGUGUAUCGGAGGAUCUACUACGAAGUGUUGUUGGGGCUUUGAAGGCGUUACAUGAACAGCCUGCGGAGGUUAGGGCCCAGGUGUACCGUAGGGAGGCAGCGAUAGGCGUAUCUUAUAUAUCUAACGUCGAUCUUUUCACUUCUAAAGCCGCCAACUGGCGCGAUACACUUCAGGAUCAUAGAGAAUCUCCAAUGAUAGAAUUUAUUUUGGUUCUUGUGUCAUAUUUUGUAGGUCCAAAUUGCCACAUUGCAUAUAAGCAAUCUCUAAGCAAUUUCAACCACUUUUACUCCAAUAGUAAUCAUAAAUAAGCAACAUAUAU